Lates calcarifer (barramundi perch) is the source of this 5114-nucleotide messenger RNA. RefSeq names its product patched domain containing 1 (gene ptchd1). Gene Ontology annotation, biological process: chemical synaptic transmission; cognition. Gene Ontology annotation, cellular component: synapse; plasma membrane. Bases 1574 to 4534 code for a protein of 986 amino acids. NCBI's taxonomy places the organism in Eukaryota, Metazoa, Chordata, Actinopteri, Centropomidae. The record is from RefSeq and is a predicted model, not a curated record. The transcript is spliced from 4 exons.
CAGUUCACCUGCUAUCCUCUGAAUAAAGCCUAAAUGCUAGCUUAGCAUUUAGAAAUAACUGGUGUAGCCAAGUGUACCCGACUUAUCACAGUUUAUUUCACCCAUAAUUGAUUCCAAAUUACAGUAUGUGGUUCUUUCCAGGAAAAGAAAGACAGAAAAUUACUAGAAAUAAAAUUGGAUUUGUGAAACCAUAACACAAACCAUUACUAUUAUUAUCAUUCAGUAUCUGUUAAUACAGCAACCUCCACUGAAGGAAGCUAUAUUUGUUAGUAACUAUAACUCCUCCAAUAAACACUUAGAUUUGCUAAUAUUAUAUAUUAUGGUCUGUUAACUAGUUAUUACACAUUGUACAUAUUGACCGCAAACGAUAGAGUGUGGUUAUUAUAGGCCAAUAUUAUAAUAAAGAGAAUAUCCAAGAAAAUCACUAUCAAACAUAUUUGAUGUGUUAAAUUCUUCGAAAUAAUCUGUCUCGGUCACUCACACACACUCGCAUGCUUUUAUUCACGCGGUAAGAAAUGUCUGUUUGUUUCUCUGCAUUGUAGCACCGCGGAAAGGCGAGAGGCGGGGCAGAAAAAGGGGGCUCAGAGCGGGUCGUGAGGGCGGUGUAAAAGAGGGGGGGAAAGGAGGAGAGAGAGAGAAAGAAACGGUCGCCGGUUUGAAAGCCGGUAAUUAGUGACGUGUCUUCCCAACAAGCAGGGCAGUCGCUGCUGGGAGUGCAGCCCAGUGGCGGAUGGAAACAGGGGCUCCGCCAAAACCACCGGGGCGAUGAGGAAGAGGAGAGGACGGACGACAGACAGGCUUCUGCCGCAGAGGAAACCCAGAUUAGGCUGAUUUGACUCACACACAGAGAGAGGGAGCGAGAGCUCCACCGGCAUCCCCCCGGUGCGAGCACACCGCGUCACCACCUAUCCCUGCGACUCCUACCUAAACGACCAACCCACCCACUUUGUCUCGACCACCCAUCAGGUUGUGUGGUGACUUGAUGAUGUAGGGUGGAGCUGGACGCGCGGUCAGCCGGCAGGAUAACAUCUCGGUCUGAAUGCGUCUUAGAUGAACCACCGUCAUCAACCGGGUCGGUCCCCCCUCGGUCCCCUCUUUAGGUAUGUACAGCCUCAAGUCUCGUGCAACUGCUGUGUAUCAUCUCUGCAACCUGUCCGAGUGCACAAACACAACUACUGAAGCCAUUAGGCAGUUUUAAUGGGAAGCUAAACAAGUCUUAAUUAUGAGCCCACUUUGGCUCUGCGAUUUUUCUGUUGCGCACAGAGCCAUGCAGCUUGCAGAAUGCACUGAACGGAGCAGGGUAGUGGCUAUUAAAUGUGAAGUAGACUAUCAAUAUGCUUUCAAACCGCAGAGCAGAGAAAUGCUGGCUCAUUUAGCAGCUUUCUGUCCUUUGCGCUAUUCCAGCGGAUGAGAGAACCCCGGGGAAAGGGGUGCCCCUGUGACCGGAGGAGGGUUGGAUUCUCCCCGGCUGCUGACCUCCUGCUCCGGGGACACAUCCUCCCACCACCCGGCGUCACCUCUCCUCCCCCGGACUGAGAGCGACGGAGCCCACCGAUGCGUCCGGCAGCCCCUGAUGCUCGGCAGUGCUCCGGGGCUUUCCGGUCGGUGGGAGAGGCUCGAGCCGCGGCCGCGCGCUAGGAUGCUGCGCCAGGUGUUGCACGCGGGCCUAAGGACCUCCUUCCACGCGCUGGGCCGGUUCGUGGCGAGCCACCCGGUGUUCUUCGCCUCGGCGCCCGUGCUCCUCUCUAUCCUGCUCGGGGCCAGCUUCAGCCGGUACCGCGUGGAGGAGGACGUAGAGAGCCUCCUCGCGCCCAAGCACAGCCUGGCAAAGAUAGAGGGCAACCUGGUGGACAGCCUGUUCCCGGUGAACCGCUCCAAGCACGCCCUCUACUCCGACCUGCAGACGCCCGGCCGAUACGGGCGCGUGAUCGUCACCACCCGAAAGGGUAGCGUGCUGGACCCGGUUCACCUGGACACCAUACUAAAGCUCCACAGGCGCAUUUACCAGAUGCAGGUGACGGUCCCAGCCACUGGCUUCAACAGCUUCAACUACUCCUUCUCUUACCUCUGCCUACCCGAUGACAAGAACGUCUGCAUUAUAGAUGACAUCAUUCGUGCCAUGGAGGAGAUCCAGUCAGCUCGCACCUCCAACCGCUCCGUCCCAGUCCUGCGGUACCCAAUCACACAGCUGGCAGAUGGGCGACAGGCAUACAUUGGACACCAGCUGGGCGGGGUGCAGGGGUGGGGUCCCAGUGGGGCAGUGCGAGGUCCAGGGACUGGAGCCAGAGGAGAAGGCGUACGCUCUGCCCGGGCAUUGCAGCUCACCUACUACCUCCAAGCCCGAGGCAGCCUGAUGGACCGGGUGGCCAGCCAGUGGGAAAAGGCCUUCUGCACAGAGCUACAGCACUUUGCAGCACUGCACCCGAAGCUGGGGCUCUACCCUUCCACUUCCUCUUCCCUGAGGACAGACUUCCAGUUUUCUUCAGUGCUGGCACGUCGCCCCCUGUUAGCCAGCUUGGGGGUGUGCGGUGUGCUGGCCAUCCUUUGCUGCUCUAUGAGGGACUGUGUGAGGUCUAAACCCUGGUUGGGACUGCUGGCUUUGCUGUCAAUCACACUGUCAGGCCUCACUGCUGCUGGAAUACUCAACCUGACCGGGGCCACCUACAACUCUACAUACCUGGGCAUCCCUUUCGUCAUGCUUGGCCAUGGACUCUUUGGCUCCUUCGAGAUGCUGUCGUCAUGGAGGCGAACCCGGGAGGACCAGCACGUGAAGGAGCGUGUGGCGAGUGUCUUUGAGGAUGUCAUGCUGCGUUUCUCUGGCUCCACCAUGCUCCACUUGAUGACCCUGGGCCUGGCUGCUUCACCACUUACAAACAUGGAGGCCGUCCGUCUCUUCUGCCGCACCGCCGCCUUAGCCGUCACCAUCAGCUAUGUUUACAUGUUGUCCUUCUACAGUUCCUGUCUGGUGUUUACAGGAUACUUAGAGACUGGAUAUAGACACGGCUGCUUCUGCCGGAGAGUCCCCAAACCGGACCGACUGGACUCUAAACCGGCCUGGUACAGGUGUUUGAUGUACACCCGCUACCAAGAUGAGACUCAGACCACCAACCCGCCACAUGGAGUCGGACACCCUCACCCACCAAAUCCUAACCUAACUCACACACACACGCACCCGCACCCGCACCCGCACCCGCAUACUGCAAACAACCCUAAUUCACAUGGACACGGUCAUGUGACUAACUCCACACACACACAUCCGCACCCUCACACACACUCCACGGCCAGCACGGACCUUCAUCCUCAGGACUCUCACCUAUUGCUGGGGUGUGUGAGGCGUUGCUAUGGAGACUGGAUCACUAACACUUACGUCAAACCCUUUGUGGUUCUGCUGUACCUGGUUUACAUCUCCUUUGGACUGAUGGGCUUCCUACAGGUGACCCAGGGUUCUGACCCCAGUGCCCUUGUUGCCAUGGAUACAACAACUGUAUUGUAUACCCGUGCCCAGCAGCGAUACUUCAGCUCAUACUCCCCUGUCAUUGGAUUUUAUAUCUAUGAAAGCGCCCCUUACUGGAAUGCCACAGUGCAGCGGGACCUGCUAGAAUACGCCAAAGGCUUCCAGAGAAUCAGCUGGCUGGAGGCCUAUCUGAACUACCUGUCAGACCGCAACCAGUCCACCAGCCAGCCACGGGAAAACUUCACCCGCACGCUCCGCCACUCCUUCCUGCGUGAGCCACAGUUUGCCCACUUCGCAGACGACAUCAUAUUUGCAGAGCGCGGUCAGGGUGAGGAGCCCGACGUGGCUGCAUCACGGAUCUUCCUGGUGGCCAAGACGACGGAGAACAAACGCGAGGAGAUGUCAGUGCUGUUGGACACGCUGCGACGCCUGUCACUGACCUCACGUGUUCGCUUCCUAAUCUUCAACCCCUCCUUCGUCUACCUGGACCGCUACGCUGCGGCAGUGAGCUCCCCACUCAGACACUCACUGCUGGCGGUGCUCUUCCUGUUGGGUCUGUCGUCCCUGGCCGUCGUGGAGCCGCUGGUCUCUGUGUGGCUCGGCCUCACCCUGCUCUCAGUGCAGUUUGGAGUACUGGGCUUCAUGACCUUAUGGGGUGUUGAGCUGGACUGCAUGUCUGUGUUGUGUCUAAUUUCAGCUCUGGGACACUCGGCGGACUGCAGCGGCCCCCUCCUCUGUGGCUUUGCCUCGGGUCGGGGUGAAAGCAGGACUCGCUGGGUGAGAGUGGCGCUGGAGAGACAUGGAGUUCCCUCUCUACAGACGCUCAUCUGCUACAGCGCCGCACUGGUGCCUGUUGGCUCUGUACGCUCCAACCUCACACGCACACUGUUCCGCUGCCUCACCCUCACAGCCGGCUGCUCGGCCCUGCACACACUGGCGUUCUUGCCCACCCUCCUCACUUUCUUGCCCCCCUCCAAGAGCCGGGGCCACCGCCCUGGAGGAGAGGGUCAGAGACAGGAGGUGGAGUGUGUUGAAAUGAAUGACAGCACCCGAGUGGUCGACCAGAUCACCACCGUCUGAGCAUGGGAUGAUGUUGUGGUUUUGCCCCCCCACUGGUUGCCAUGGUGACUGCCGGCUGGGAAUUGGUUCAUUGUAGUCUGAGCAGCCACUGUGUAUGCUGCAGACAAGAAUGCUGAUCCUUGUGAAGAGAGGAAGAAAAGGAGAGAAAGAUGGGGAGAAGAAUAGAGACAGAAGGUCAAGAGAAAACAGAUUCAAACAUAUAAAGAAGAGUAAGAGGCUAGUAAAGACAAGGAGAGAGAAAGAUGAGUUUCCAAUGCAGUGUAUCCAUGGUUACCUGCUUGUUGCUAGUGCUGUGUGGCAUGUGAAUGAGGUUUCUUUUCCCAAAUAGCCAAUCAGGAGCUGAGGAUCAGCUGAGGUCAGGCCUGGAUGUGACCUUAUCACAGAGGAAGUGCCACACUUUCCACGUUUCCGAAACUUGCUUUAGAUCCGAUCACAUUGUUUGGCUACUGCUAUCUGUCCGCCAUAUCAAGUUGCACAAAUACAGCUACAAUGACAUGAGGCAAUCAUCUGUAUAACUCGAGUAUUUCUACUUUAAUGCUGGACAAAUAAAGUCAAAUGACGGAAACAUGGUCUUACAAGG